AGCCACCACCGACGGGCGCAGAGAACCGCGCGUCGACUCUGCCACCGCUGACAGGCGCUGAGAACCGCGCCUCUGGGUCCCAAGCCAGCGGCACCGCGUCCGCGCCCGCGGCUUCGCCCAUGCCCGCCUCCAAAUCCAGCGACUCGGCCCUGCGCCAGGUGCCGAAGCCAGCGAUUUCGUCCCCACCGACGGGCGCCAAGAGCUCCGGCUCGCAAGCCAGCGGCUCCGCCCCCAGGCAGGCCCCCAAAGCUGGUGACUCUGCUCCGCGCCGACGGGCGAAGCCAGCUACUCUGCCCCCGCCGACGGGUGCCAAGACCAAAGGGCUUAACCAAGGCGAUGAGGAAGACGACUGUUUUGUUGUAGAGGAGGACGGCACCUUAAUCUAUACCCGUUUCUGUUCCAAGAGGGCGGCCUCCCUACUAAACAAAAAAGAGUUAUGUCACAUAUGUUACUUCAAACAUGGCAGAGUUAAUCCCUUUAAGAAAACUGAGGAACAUUGUCGGUCUGCUCAUGACAAAAAUGAGGGCAAAAAAGGUGGAUAUCUAUGUAAGAAGAAAGGUUGUUGUAUCACGACAUCUUCAAGGAAAGAGGCCGGUAGACACCACUACUUCUGCCAUGAGAAAUAUCGGGACUGGUGGGUCGAAUGCUUGAAGUUGCAUGGAGAAAUGCCUAGGUCCAGGCUUUAGAGGCCCAGCGGGAGGCUGAUCGGCAGAGGAUAGAGGCUAUAGAGGCCCAGCGUGUGGCGGAGCAGCAGAGGCAACAACAUCAGAUGGCAGAGGUUCUUCAGUACAUGCAAUCUCUUGGGCAACAUACGGGUCUAGCUGCGGCACCUUCGCUAUUCGUUAUACCUCCACCUCCACCUCUCGCGCAUGGUACUCCUAUAAGUAUGAGUAUGAGUGUUUAAGUUUAUCACCAAAUGCUUAGGAUCAAACCAAAACACUACAUGUAUCCUAGUGGAUUUUUUGUCCGACACAUGCAACGUCUUCUCUUUUGUGCAGCCUCCAUUGCCCGGUUCGAAUAAUCUACCUGUCGGGCCCUCUAAUGAUCCAGGUCAUGGUAGACCACAGUCGCAGUGGGGACCUUGGGGAACCGAGUAGUUGUCUUUGCAUUUGUUGUUCAAUUGGUGAUGGACUUACGAUGCGCUUGUGUCAAUUAUUUGCACUUGGAUGGACUUGUGGAUUUGUUUGGAUGGACUUGAGAACUUAUGGAUGUGAGACUUAUAUGAUGCAUAUGAUAUUUAUGUGAUGGAUGUGAGAUUUAUGUGAUGAA
Molecule: messenger RNA, 1269 nt
Organism: Sorghum bicolor (sorghum)
Lineage: Eukaryota; Viridiplantae; Streptophyta; Magnoliopsida; Poales; Poaceae
Exons: 5
Coding region: 120-686 (188 amino acids)
Source: RefSeq, a predicted model, not a curated record